AUGAAAACCGUCACCGUCUACGGCGCGACGUCCUACACUGGCAGCACGCAUCUGCUGCCGUACCUCGACACAAACUAUGCUGGACAGGUACACCUGAUCAUUGCGGGCCGCAACCGCUCAAAGCUCGAUGCUCUCAACGCCUCCCUCUCCGCCAUCAACGAGAAGCACCGCUCCGUCGCGGCGCUGAGCCUUGACGACCCCGCCGCCGUCAAGGCGCUCGUCGACAAGAGCGACGUUGUUAUUAACCUUGCUGGACCGUACGGAUUAUACAAUGCCCUCGAGCUUAUUGGUGCUUGCGCCAAGGCGGGCAAGCACUACCUCGACUUGAACGGAGAUGUUGGCAUGCUCGCGGCGGAUGUCGUGCCUCGCUGGGACUUUGCCGCGAGCCAGACCGGCUCAGUCAUCGUGCCGAUGUGUGGCUUCGAGAGCGCUCCUGGUGACUUGAUCGUGUACGAGGCUCUGCGGACGCUGCAGAACCACGUCGGCCGCAAUGUCGGUAUCGCGCACAGCACGACGUUCUACGACAUUGUCGGCUCCGUUUCGGGCGGCACGAUGGCCUCCGUCGAGGCUGGAAUCCAGAGCGGCUCGGCUGCCGAUGGUGCGCAGGAGGCCGCUCUCCUCGGCCAGGCGUCGCAGGUGCCCUCGCCCAAGGUGAAGCUCGUCUACGAGCCGCCCGUCCGCGUCGCCGGAGCACCCAAGUAUGGCGCCUUCUUCAUCCAGUACCUCCCCAACCGUGCCGUGCUCCGGCGGUCAUGGCACCUCCUGCGCCUCCCGCCCUCGACGGUGAGCCACAAGUCGAACGGGCAGUUCUCGAACGACUCGGAGCCCCUGCCAGCGGACAAGGUGACGUUCGAGGAGGCGAUGAGCGGCAUGGGUGCGCGCAAGGUGACCUCGUGGAUCGGCGCGUUCCUGACCUCGCUCGUCGUCAUCGUCUUCGGCGCGCUCUACGUGAGCGCGGCGUGGUUCCGCCGCCUCGUCUCCCCUUGGGUGCCCAAGCCGGGCCAGGGCCCCACUCUCGAGGAGUGCGCCAAGGGCAGCACGCACCUCAUCAACGUCUCUGUCGGCCACGACGGAACGGCCAUCAAGACAGAGUACGUCGGCAAGGGCGACCCCGGAUACAGCCACACGGCGAUGUUGCUCGCCGAGAGCGCGCUGUCCCUCGCCCUCCCCGCGCCCAAGGGCACGAAGCUCCCGCCCCUCGCUGAUGUUGGCGGCGUCCUCACCCCUGCCACCGCCUUUGGCGGUGUGGUCAUUGAGCGCCUCCGCCUCGCCGGCGUCGCGGACAUCAAUGGCCAGAUCGUCCAGCCUCUCCAGGGCACCCACGCCGAGGGAAAGAAGGACCUGUAG
Messenger RNA from Trichosporon asahii var. asahii CBS 2479, 1347 nucleotides. RefSeq lists its product as uncharacterized. The transcript is spliced from 3 exons. Gene Ontology annotation, biological process: glycolipid biosynthetic process. Lineage: Eukaryota; Fungi; Basidiomycota; Tremellomycetes; Trichosporonales; Trichosporonaceae. The coding region runs from base 1 to 1347 and encodes 448 amino acids. The record is from RefSeq and is a predicted model, not a curated record. Gene Ontology annotation, cellular component: mitochondrion; lipid droplet; plasma membrane.